Bursaphelenchus okinawaensis is the source of this 535-nucleotide messenger RNA. The record is from the annotation of a GenBank genome assembly. NCBI's taxonomy places the organism in Eukaryota, Metazoa, Nematoda, Chromadorea, Rhabditida, Aphelenchoididae.
AUGUUGAUUAAGCCUUGUCAUUCGUGUGCACAACCUGUGUAUCAUGCUGAACAAGUACUAGCUGGAGGGAAGGUCUACCAUAACGCUUGUUUUCUGUGUAGUAAGUUUAUUUGUCAUUGUUCAGAAUCUUGUGUCUUUACAGUAUUAAUCUUACAAAGGUAACUAUUAACGUUGAGCUUAAUAAUGACAAUUCUAACAAGUUAUUACUUAACAUUUACUAUACUUAAAGUGUUGUAAGUUUAGUAAUCCAGAGUUUUUAAUAUAGCCUAGAGUAUAGAUUGUAAUGGUUAAUGGUUCUGCCUAAUAACUUGCCUUCAGAUGUGUGCAACAAACGUCUGGACAGUCGGUCAUUGAACGAGCACAAUAACAUGGUAGGUCAUUUGGAUAUGAUAAUAUCAGCUUAUUAUAUGCACUUUUAAAUACGUUUUGAGGUUUGCAGAUCUACUGUAACUUCUGCUACAAGGAAUUCUUUGGUCCUUCUGGUUACGGGUUCGGUUCUCUACAGUUACGCAAACAAAAUAAUACUGUAAAUUGA